Molecule: messenger RNA, 3066 nt
Organism: Scatophagus argus
Lineage: Eukaryota; Metazoa; Chordata; Actinopteri; Scatophagidae
Product: type-2 angiotensin II receptor-like
Exons: 2
Coding region: 275-1534 (419 amino acids)
Biological process (GO): G protein-coupled receptor signaling pathway; immune response
Cellular component (GO): membrane
Molecular function (GO): G protein-coupled receptor activity
Source: RefSeq, a predicted model, not a curated record
GUUUCUCAGAGCCUCCAGUAAGUUUUCCUUGCACAUACACACACACACACACACACACACACGGACAGACAAACAGAGGCAUGAUAUGAUACUCAGAUGAGCAGAUUUCUCUUCGAGGGGUCGAGGAGCAACUGUCAGGACAUGGACUUUAGCCAAAAGAAGCAUUGAAAUCGCUUAACUUCUUGGACUGGACAUUCAAUCAUUCCAGCUGUCCUUGGAAAACUGAAAGGAGGGAAGUCGAACUGUGUGACGCAAGGGUACAUCUAGUUUCAUAAUGGCAAUCCCAAAUGACCUCUCCCUUUUCAACUCCACCUCACCCCCCUAUUCAACAGCAGAGAGCUCUCUGAACACCUCUCUGGCCCCCUCUGUUCUGCUCUGCUCAGACUGGCCUCCUGUACCAAUUACUACAGUGAUCCCAGCCAUUUACAGCGUUAUCUGCGUGCUGGGAAUCAUAGCCAACGCCCUGGCAGUGUGCGUGUUGGCCCAUGCCAGUACUUCAAGAAGAACUGUAGCAAACACUUUCAUGCUUAACCUGUGUGUGUCUGACCUGCUGUUCCUGCUGUCUCUCCCACUGUGGGCCGUGUAUUACUCCCAGGGCUACAGCUGGCCUUUUGGCUGGCUUGCCUGCAAAGUUUGCGGAGCUCUUCACAACCUCAACCUCUAUGCGUCUAUCUUCUUCAUCACAAGCAUGAGUGUGGACCGCUACCUGGCCAUCGUGCAUCCUCUCCGCUCCCAGAGCGCUCGAAAUUCCAAGCGUGCCCGGCUCACAUGCAUUCUGGUGUGGCUCCUAGCAUGUGCCUGCUCUGCCCCCAACUUAUAUCUGAGGGACACUUACUACCUUGAGGAGCUUGGUGUGGAGGCCUGUGUAAUUAUCUAUCAUAAUCAUAUCUGGCAUAUGACCCUGGUCUGGAUGAAGAUUAUUUUUGCCUUCCUGCUGCCUCUGUUUAUCAUCUCUUGUUGCUACUGUGCUAUUGGUAGACAUUUGACGGCUGAUUCAGGUCUGGCAAGAAUGCAGCAUCCAUCGCACUCUGCCAACAUGGCCUCUUUUAAAUCCCAGGAGAGCUGCAGUAAACCAGAGAGACCCCCAACCCCAUGUGUGAGCCCCAGCUCCACUGCCAGCAGAUCCUUGGAGGGCAGGGGGCUGGAGCGGGUGUUGUGGACAGUAGCCGCUGUGGUCCUAGCCUUCUUCCUCUGCUGGUUCCCCUUUCACUGUGUGACCUUUUUGGACAUGCUGCAGAGCAAGGGCUGGUUGGACAGUUGCUGGGUAACCUGGACCAUCCACAACCUCACCCCUCUCACCCUCAGCUUGGGCUUCUCCAGCUCCGCCAUCAACCCUGUGCUCUACUGCUUCAUUGGAAACCAUUUCCGGGGCCGUCUUGGGGGCCUCUGUAAGGGCUUGUGUGCUUGUUUGAAGGCCCGUGGGGAAGAUCACAGUCAGAAGAGGGGCUCCUUCAGCACUAGGCUGAGCUCCUUCUCUCGAAAACUCAGUGACCUUAAAGAUCUGGCAAUUGUGGAGCCCUCUGGUCCUGCUUAGCCAGCCUCUAGAAAGCAGACUUUUCUUCCCCUCCACUGGCAUCACACCCCGAAGAGUGAUACCACCUUCAAGUCAUUGCUGAACUCCAGUUAGUAUGGAAGUGUGAGACAAAGCUGUUACUGACUAAGUGAAAUUCCAACAGAGCUCAAUGCUGCCCUACAAAGACAAAAGAAAGAGUAGCUAAAGAAAAGAUGAAGCUGAGAAAAAAGGGUUUAAGGGUUUGGGGCUGGUUAGCCAAACUCUGCAAUAAACAGAUAAAUUAUAGAUGUAUUGCCUUUAAUGCUACAGCAGGCACUUGUUUUCAGUGAAAAAGCUUUAAAGACCCACUGUACACUACCUGCUUAGCAACAACCACAGUUAGUGACUAGUUGGUGAACAUAAAAACAUCCAGCUGCUAACAAGCCAGAUAUUUCCCUUAAGAGUUUGUGCAGACCAAAAACAGAGCUGAAUGAGAGUGAAUAAUGGACUUCCAUUCACCAGGUGGACAAAAACACGGCUUAAAAUGAAUGCCAAUGUUCCUCCACAAAACCUGUUCAUGUAAAUAUGCAACCAUUUUACUGCAGUACCAUUGUAAAGAAUAAUAUGUUUUGUGUUCAUGACCUGCUUCAGUUGCCCCCAAGAGGCCAAGCACUCAAUCAAGAAUCAGCUUUUGCAGGUUUAGGGUUAAAACUGUACUGAGCUGAGAUGUCAUUUAAAGCCACUGCGCUUAGUUAGGUUAGACUAGUAAUAGCAGGGCCUGUUCCAUUUUUUUUUUUCUCUUUGUCAGCAUUGCAUUUAGCUAUUAAUAAAUGUUGUAGGAUCCAAUUUUCAACCAGGAACCAGGCAAGAGUAAGAGUAAAUUUUGGUUUAAAUUUAAAUUUUACGAUUUAGUGGCAUCUACGUGAUUGCAGAUUGUAACCAAAUUAAUACCUCUUGACUCACCUUCCCAAAAAAAUGUGAUAGAACCUCUCUAGAGCUAGUGUUUAGUUUCUCCGUGCUGGCCUCCUGUAGAAAUAUGGUGGUGCAACGUGACAGACCUGCUCCCUCUGCAUAUAUGAAAAGCUCAUUCUAAGGUAAAGAAAACUCGAUUCUUUGUUUCAUGUGAUUAUACAUUAAUGAAAACAUAAUGAUGAUCAUGAUUAUGAAAUCCUGCACACUGGACAUUUAAUUUAAUAGAGUGAUUUUUAGCUGCGUUUCAUGGUUUUACAAACUGUAAUGUUUUCUCAGAAUUUACACACUUGUAUUUUACAAUAAUAUUUUAUAUUGUAAAACAAAUAUCAAAAGUUGGCUGCUCUUAGCUCCACUUUGACCGAAUGCAUAGAUACAGCAUUUUGACCUUACAGGGCAAAACAGACUAAAAUGUUCAUGGAAUACAGAUAGGAGGAUACUUAUUAACCAGUCAUAACAAUGCUACAUUUACUGUUCUCUUUGGGACCAAGAUAUUGUAUGUAUAAUCAUGUAACUUCUGACAUUUGUUAUAUUAUUCUGAAAAUUAAAGUUACUGCAUUUCUUUGACUUAAAAAGAAAUAAAGUGUACAAUAUUUCCCUAAAAA